This is a messenger RNA of [Candida] anglica, 1488 nucleotides long. The record is from the annotation of a GenBank genome assembly. Lineage: Eukaryota; Fungi; Ascomycota; Pichiomycetes; Serinales; Debaryomycetaceae.
AAUCAUGCCUGUUAUCAAGAAACCGCUAGGGGAAACAACUCCAUCAAAGGACAAACUAGACAUCGCGUUCAUCCACCCAGACUUGGGGAUCGGUGGCGCAGAAAGACUUGUGGUGGACGCGGCCAUGGGACUUCAAAAUCUCAACCAUAACAUUCACAUCUACACGUCUCAUUGUGACAAGUCACAUUGUUUCGAAGAGGUAGGCAGUGGCGAGCUUGAAGUUUCGGUCUAUGGGGACUUCUUCCCGACGAAAAUCGCCGGGAAAUUGCACAUUUUGUUUGCCAUUUUGAGACAAUUUUACCUUACAAUCAAACUUAUUUUCACUGGAGAAAUCUUAAAGUAUGAUUACUUUAUAGUGGACCAGUUGUCAUUCUGUGUACCCCUUCUUGUCCUUUUUGCCCGUGAGAAUGCCAGAGUGUUGUUUUAUUGUCAUUUCCCGGAUCAAUUGCUUGCUCAAAGAGGCUCAGUGGUCAAGAAGUUGUAUCGUCAACCAUUUGAUGCUCUUGAACAAUGGACCACCGGGAUAAGUGAUAGAAUUGUUGUGAACUCCAAUUUCACCAAGUCCAUGUUUCACAAGACGUUUAGUCAGUUGAGCUGGGUCGAUCCCGGGGUCAUUUAUCCCUGUGUAGACCUUGCCUCUGCUGCUGUUGACCCAGAAGCUGAUCUUGAAGUGAAGGAGUUUUUAACCUCCGAAUUUUUCCUUUCGGUGAAUAGAUUUGAACGUAAAAAAAACAUUGAGCUUGCCAUUUCACUGUUUGCCAAGUUCAAGAGUGAGUUCCAUAAGAGAGGUGAAUCACCCAGUGCUAGAAGCAAACCAAGAUUAGUGAUUGCUGGAGGGUUUGAUGCCAGAGUCAGUGAGAAUGUUGAGUAUUUGCGAGAACUCACUCAUUUGGCCGAAUCUCUUUAUUUGAAUGCUUUCACCAUUAGAGGGAAGCUUCUUACUCUCCCACCUUCAACGGAUAUUCUCUUCUUACCAUCCAUCAAGUCGUCCAUCAAGACCUCGUUAAUAAAACAAUGUGAACUUCUUCUCUAUACCCCAUCUUUUGAACAUUUUGGUAUUGUUCCAGUGGAAAGUAUGUUGUGUCAAACCCCAGUGUUGGGUGCCAACAAUGGAGGUCCUUUGGAAUCGAUUGUGAAUUAUGAUUUCACGCUGGCUACAAGAGAUUCUGCCACUGGGUACAUUUGUGAACCUACCCUGGAGAAAUGGGGUAAUAUCUUGAUAAAGCAUUACUUUGAAGUCGACCCUUCCACAAAGGAACAACUAGGCACCAAUGGGAUUGCUAGAGUGGAAAAGAUUUUCCUGAGAGAUGAAAUGAGUAGAGCAUUUAUGGAUAAUUUGAAUAAGACUGCUACAAGACCUAACAAGGGUAAACUUUUCACAAUCUUACUGUUUUGGCAAUUGGAAGCUGUCGUGUUAAUAUCGGGUAUAGUAUUAGCUAUGUACAAGAGAUAGAAGAAAUACACAUAUACAUAUAUAUGAAGUAUAUC